Messenger RNA from Marasmius oreades (fairy-ring Marasmius), 1215 nucleotides. RefSeq lists its product as uncharacterized. Gene Ontology annotation, cellular component: cytosol; perinuclear region of cytoplasm; nucleus. Gene Ontology annotation, biological process: nucleocytoplasmic transport; activation of GTPase activity. Gene Ontology annotation, molecular function: GTPase activator activity; small GTPase binding. The record is from RefSeq and is a predicted model, not a curated record. The coding region runs from base 28 to 1215 and encodes 395 amino acids. Lineage: Eukaryota; Fungi; Basidiomycota; Agaricomycetes; Agaricales; Marasmiaceae. The transcript is spliced from 2 exons.
GCGUUUUUUCUUGCUUCAUUUCACGUUAUGGCGACGUUCUCUCUUGAUGGCCGUGGGCUCAAACUCGAUACUCGAGCCGACAUGGCACAACACCUAAACAGUGUCGAUCCACUCAAAACCGAAGAAAUUCAUUUAGGUGGAAACACAAUUGGCGUAGACGCAGCCCUAGAAUUGGCUGAUUUCCUGAAGAAAGCCACAAAUCUCAAAAUUGCCGACUUUGCAGACAUCUUCACAGGUCGCCUCAUCACUGAAAUCCCUGCCGCCCUGACCGCUAUCUGCGAUUCCCUCAUCGACAAAUCCUCCCUUAUCGAAAUCGACCUAAGCGACAAUGCUUUCGGUGGUAGAUCCGUAGAUCCCAUGGUUCCUUUCCUCACACACAACCGAUCCUUCCAAAUCUUAAAACUCAACAACAACGGUUUAGGCCCCGCAGGCGGAACCGUUCUCGCAAACGCCCUCUUGAAAUCUGCCACAAUUUCCGCAGCUGAAGGUAAAAAAUCGAACUUACGAACUUUCAUAUGUGGGCGGAACAGAUUGGAAGACGGUUCUGCCAGUGCUUGGGCUGAGGCCUUUGCGGCUCAUCAGGGUCUUGUGGAAGUGAGAAUGCCUCAAAAUGGCAUUCGCAUGGAUGGAAUUACCGAAAUUGCGAAAGGGUUGUCAAAAAACCGUGAUCUAAAGUAUAUCGAUCUACAAGACAACACCUUCACUUUCGAAGGCGCGUUAACAGGCGUUCAAGCAUGGUCAGACGCGUUAGCUUCUUGGCCGGAGCUCGAAACGCUCAACCUCUCAGAUUGCGUAUUGUCAGGCGACGGAGAGGUACCGUCAUUAAUCGAGGCACUCGCAUCUGGGUCGAAUCGGAAGUUGAAGACGUUACAGUUGCAGAAUAAUAAUCUGGAGGCAGAGACGUUUGCCAGAAUUAACGAGAGUAUACAGGGGCCUUUGAAGAGCUUGACGGUGUUGGAGCUUCAGUGGAAUGAUGUUGAGGAGGAUGACGUCAAUUUGGCAGAUAUUGGUACACAUAUGAAGCGGAGGGGAGGGAAACUUCAUAUUAACGACGAGGAGGAGGAAGAGGAGGAAGAAGAGGAAGAAGCAGCCAUUGAUGCAGAGGCGAAACGGGACGCACACAUCGAGGAGGCCGUGCUCAAGAAGGAAUUCGGUGCAGUCAAAGACGAAGCAGACGACCUCGCAGAACUCAUGAAUAAAGUGACGAUCAAUUAA